CUAAAAAUGGCAGACAUUUUUCCACCAUCAUUGCUUACUUUCUUCGUCCAACUGUUUGGUCCGGUAGCGGUUCUCGGAGCCAAAUCCGGAAUCAAAAACCAGAGUGUUGAAUCCCUUGUUCAAACUCAACCAAGCAAGAAAAGAAAACGAGGAGAAAAAAGGAAAAAGAAAAAAGCACCAGAAACAGAGAAAAAGCCAGUCGUUGGAACCAACCAAACCUUUUUGCUUUCCCAUCAAUCAAAUAGUUUGAUUUUCUUUUUCCGGGGUUUUUAAUUUUUAUUUUUCCAAAUUCUGAAUUACCCACUGCACAAAAACCCACAAAAAACAAAACCCAGAUUUGGUUUUUUGGUUUUUUUGUUUGUUGUUCUGUAUUUUGAUUUCCUCCAUUGUUUACUCUUCUGGGUUUGUUCCAGAAAUGGUUGCUUUCCCCUGCUUCUGAAGCACAUACAUUGUCUGUAUAGAGAGAGAGAGAGCGAGAGAGGAGUGAGAGGGGUUUUUGAUCUGGGGAUUGGUGAGCCUGAGCCAAGAGGAAUGUGAGGAAGGUGAAGAGAGAGGUAGCUAAGCAGAGGGAGGUUUCAGCGAGAUAAUGAGCAAAGAGUUCAGAUUCAUUUUAAAGGCCUGGGAAGCAACUCUGCGCAAAACACACACUGGUGGAAAGAAAAGGGCCAACCCUUUAUUCACAACAAUGUCCGUAGCCCCUGCAGAUCAUGAGCCUGGUGAAAUCUAUCAGGACGAGAAGGUCCUCGCCAAUGGUGACUUCUACACCGGCCAGUGGGUCGACAACUACGCGCACGGCCAAGGGAAGUACCUGUGGACCGAUGGGUGUAUGUACCUUGGCGAAUGGCAGAAGGGUAGGACGUCGGGUAGAGGAAAAUUUAGUUGGCCUUCUGGUGCCACUUAUGAAGGGGAAUUCAAGAACGGAUAUAUGGAUGGCAAAGGAACUUACAUGGGUUCUUGUGGAGAUACCUAUAGAGGAUCGUGGGUUAUGAAUUUGAAAUAUGGUCAGGGGGCUAAGAGCUUUGUCAAUGGGGAUUAUUACGAGGGUGAAUGGCGCCGCGGGUUGCAGGACGGGCAGGGGCGGUAUCAAUGGAAAAAUGGGAGCCAUUAUAUCGGCCAAUGGAAGCAUGGAAUGAUUCAUGGGAAUGGGAUCAUGAUUUGGAGCAAUGGGAAUCGGUAUGACGGGUCUUGGGAAGAAGGUUUGCCUAAAGGAAAUGGCACGUUUCGGUGGGCUGAUGGGAGCUUCUAUGUGGGAGUUUGGAGUAAGGAUUCGAAAGAGCAGAAUGGGACUUACUACCCAGCAGGGUCCUCGGGUGGUAAUGUGGAUUGGGAUCCUCAGGAGGUGUUUGCAGUGGACUUGAAUGAUUGCAAGGUGUGCCCGCAGGAAACUAUUCCGAUAUACCCUUCACAGAAGACGAUGAGUUGGCCUGGAUUUGAAGGGGAGUUCUUGAACAAGCAGCCUAUUUAUAAAAACGGGAACGAAGGGAAUGUGAGGCCUAGGAGAACUUCCGAUGCGAGGGUGAGUAAUUAUAGUAGGUCAUCUAAUGGAGAUUGCAUGUUUGAUGGAGUUGAUAGGAGCUCAAGAGAGGGAAGUGCAGGAUUUGAGUUGGAAGGUUCGGUUGCGAAAGGGAUUAGACAUCAGCAUUUCAAAGUUCAGCCAAUGAAGAAACAAGGGGUGACAAUAGCUAAAGGGCAUAAGAACUAUGAGCUUAUGCUUAAUCUGCAGUUGGGAAUCAGGCAUUCUGUUGGAAGGCCUGCUCCAACUACAUCUCUUGACCUGAAGAGUUCAGCAUUCGAUCCCAAGGAGAAAGUAUGGACAAAAUUUCCCCCAGAAGGAUCCAAGUAUACUCCACCCCACCAGUCAUGCGACUUCAAAUGGAAGGAUUACUGUCCUGUGGUUUUCCGGACUCUCAGGAAAUUGUUCAAGGUAGAUCCAGCAGAUUACAUGAUAUCAAUAUGUGGAAAUGACGCUCUUCGAGAGCUCUCAUCCCCUGGAAAGAGUGGAAGCUUCUUUUAUUUGACAAAUGAUGACCGGUACAUGAUAAAGACAAUGAAGAAGGCAGAAGUAAAAGUGCUUCUAAGAAUGCUUCGAGCUUACUAUAAUCAUGUUAGAUCCUUUGAGAAUACUCUGGUCACCAAAUUUUACGGCCUUCAUUGUGUAAAGUUAACGGGAACUGCCCAAAAGAAGGUGAGAUUUGUCAUUAUGGGGAAUCUAUUUUGCUCCGAGUUUGCAAUUCACAGGCGGUUUGAUUUAAAAGGCUCUUCCCAUGGCCGCACAACUGAUAAACCUGAGUCGGAAAUUGAUGCUACAACAACUCUUAAAGAUCUCGAUCUUAAUUAUAUAUUUAGGUUGCAGAAGGUUUGGUUUCAAGAGUUCUGCAGGCAAGUGGACAGAGAUUGCGACUUUCUUGAACAGGAAAGAAUAAUGGACUACAGUCUCUUGAUUGGUCUUCACUUCCGAGAAGCUUCAUGCACAGAAAAACCCAAAACUCCAGACCGAACCUCUGGAGCUCGUACUCCAACUGGAAAUAGCGACCCUGACAAUGGUACCCCACGCCUUUCUAAAGUUGACAUGGAACGGCUUCUUUCUGACCCGAACAGGUGGUCUUCUAUUAGGUUAGGUAUUAAUAUGCCAGCAUGGGCUGAAAGGACAGUGAGAAGAAAUGAUUGUGAGGCUCAGUUGGUUGGAGACCCAACCGGAGAGUUGUACGAUGUCAUUCUGUUUUUUGGUAUAAUUGACAUACUACAGGACUAUGAUAUCAGCAAAAAGCUCGAGCAUGCAUACAAAUCAUUCCAAUAUGACCCGACCUCAAUCUCUGCUGUUGAUCCGAAGCAAUACUCAAGACGCUUUCGUGCUUUCAUCUUCAGAGUUUUUGUAGAAGACACAUGAUGGUGUAGUUUGACCACUAAAUUUUAACUCGAAGCUUGGCAGUCAUCCCUGUAUAGUCAUCGGUCUGUAGCGGAAAUGACAAUGCUUUGAAAACUAGCAGAAGCAUCGGUUACAUGGUCAUUUGCGCUUGAAAAGUGGCUGCCAUGGGGAGCACGCUUCGGCAUAUUGUUACUGCAUUAUUCCCCAGUGUCGUAAUCUCUUUUAAUUUAUAGUCACAGAUAUAUGAUAUGUUCUGGUUAGGGAUUAAAGUUGUAAACCAGAGUUACUAGAAGCCUUUUGGAAUUGUAAAUGAUAAAGUAAACCAAAAGGGGUGUGUAAUUACAGUGGACAUGACGUGAUUCGUUCUGUAUAAAAAUUUGUUACUCUUCCCAGGUGAGGUUGUCUCUGGGAUUUCAACUUUGAAUGACAAACGUACAGGAGAUGACGGAUAGUUGAUGAUGCC
Molecule: messenger RNA, 3329 nt
Organism: Malus domestica (apple)
Lineage: Eukaryota; Viridiplantae; Streptophyta; Magnoliopsida; Rosales; Rosaceae
Product: phosphatidylinositol 4-phosphate 5-kinase 6-like
Biological process (GO): phosphatidylinositol phosphate biosynthetic process
Cellular component (GO): plasma membrane
Molecular function (GO): ATP binding; 1-phosphatidylinositol-4-phosphate 5-kinase activity
Source: RefSeq, a predicted model, not a curated record